AGAUUGUGUCUGAAAACAAACAAAGGGGUUAACGUUGUCAAUUAAUCUCAAACAGCAACAGCCACCAUAGUUGUUGGGUUGGAAUUGAAACAAGACAGGGUAAAGCCGAACCUGUUCCAUUCAGCAAAACAUAACAAAGAAAUUUCUUUUCUUCUUUCUUUAAAUCGAAAUCCCAAUACUUUCUCAUUAUCUCUCCCCAACAAUCAUCAUCAUCAUCCCCUUCAACAGCAUCUGCUCGCUGCAAAAGAUCCAGGGACUUCAUCGAUCAAGUUGAUAUUGGCAAAUAUAAGAGAGGAAAUUGAAUUAAAGCUGAUCUGUGGAAUUAGAUAAAGAACAGUACGGUUAUAUCUAAAGCAUAUUCUAGCCAUGUCUUUUAUCGGUACCCAGCAAAAAUGUAAGGCUUGUGAGAAGACUGUUUAUCCAGUGGAACUUUUGUCAGCAGAUGGGGUUCCUUACCAUAAGUCUUGUUUCAAAUGCAGUCAUUGCAAAGGGACGCUAAAGUUGGGUAAUUACUCCUCGAUGGAAGGUGUCCUUUAUUGCAAGCCUCAUUUUGAGCAACUCUUCAAGGAGACGGGUAACUUCAACAAGAAUUUUCAGUCACCAGCUGUGAAGUCAGCUGAGAAGUUAACUCCUGAACUGACAAGAUCACCUAGCAAAGCUGCCGGCAUGUUUUCAGGAACACAAGAAAAAUGUGCUACUUGUGGCAAAACUGCUUAUCCGCUUGAGAAGGUAACAGUGGAAGGACAGUCUUACCACAAAUCAUGUUUCAAGUGCUCUCACGGUGGCUGUCCUAUAAGCCCUUCAAACUAUGCAGCCCUUGAGGGUAUCUUGUAUUGCAAACACCACUUCUCCCAGCUUUUCAAGGAGAAAGGAAGCUACAACCACCUUAUCAAGUCUGCAUCAAUUAAGCGCGCGACCGCCUCUGUUCCAGAAAUUUGAAUCUAUCUAUAUUAUUUCCAUGUUUUCCAUCUUUCCUCAUGUUUGUUGGUGUGUUUUCUUUGAUUUAUGUUCAAGAGGAACUAACAAAAAAACUCGGGUUUCUCUAUAUUUCACU
Molecule: messenger RNA, 1054 nt
Organism: Durio zibethinus
Lineage: Eukaryota; Viridiplantae; Streptophyta; Magnoliopsida; Malvales; Malvaceae
Product: LIM domain-containing protein WLIM2b-like
Source: RefSeq, a predicted model, not a curated record